CAACAAACAAACAAACAACUCAACACCUCAUAACUUAACUCAUUUGCAUGACUUGAAAAAAAGCUACCACAAAGCAAAAUGCGCCCAACUCAACCCCUCAUCCAAAUCCUCACCCUCGCGGCAACCCUAACCCUGCACCCCCUCAGCGCCCACGCCCUCCUCGGCACCUCCUGCCUCAGCGCCAUAACCGCAAUGCAAGAACUGCCCCUGCACAUCAUCCAGAACGUGCAAACCCACGCCUGCGCCGCCGGCUGCCAGCCCAAACUCAGCCACUGGACCCAAUUCGGCAAGCAGGCCGUCCUCGAGCCCGUCGUCGCUGACGGCGCCGCCCGCUGCAGCCUGCCUGACGGCCAGGCCGCCAUGGUCGACUACCUCGACGCCGUCUACCGAAGCGUCGAGGCCCAGUGCCAGGACUUCCUCGCCCCACGCAGCCACUUCUGCGAUGACCCUGGUGCUGCGCCCCCGGCUUUUAUGGAUUGUGCGCGUCGGGAGGUUAAUGUUGCCUCUGCGCGCGAGUUGCCCCGUUUGGCGCGGUAUAUCAAUGAGGAGUCUUGUUCGAAGGUCGAGGCGUAUGCUAGGAGUGCUGAGUUGUGGGAUGUGGAUCUUCCGAGGAGGUUGGGGGUUUAUGUGGAGAGAUGUCAUGAGUUGUGA
Molecule: messenger RNA, 651 nt
Organism: Aspergillus homomorphus CBS 101889
Lineage: Eukaryota; Fungi; Ascomycota; Eurotiomycetes; Eurotiales; Aspergillaceae
Exons: 1
Coding region: 79-651 (190 amino acids)
Source: RefSeq, a predicted model, not a curated record